CAAAUUCGUGUUCUAAAACUGUCCCCUGGGAAGCCAUGGAGCUCAAUCGAAUGCAGUCUUCAUGCAAUAGAAAUGGAUUCAGCUUUACAGCCACGCAUGCCGUACACUGCUCUAUCGUACACUUGGGGUCUAGAGACACCUACAGCCCCGAUACUUUGCAAUGGGAGUAUACUAGAAGUAACGCUAAACUUGCACGAAGCGCUCCUUUAUCUGCGGUAUAUGGGCGUGGAAACCAUCUGGAUUGAUGCGAUAUGCAUAAACCAGAGUUCAAACAUAGAAAAAGAAGAACAGGUCAAGCGAAUGACGCAAAUCUACAAGCAAGCAAACUCUCUUGUAGUUUGGAUAGGAGGUCCAACAGGGGCAAGCAAGAAUGGAAUGCUCCUUUUGGACUAUCUGCGGCUGCGUUGGCCUUACCUUGACUACAUGGGCACCGAGUCUAUCGCUCUAGAAGUCUUAUCGAGAAUACCACAAGGCCACGCCGACUAUGUGGGAGACAUACUCUUCCGGCCAUGGUUUCGACGAGCAUGGAUAAUUCAAGAGCUUAUCUGCUGCAAAACUCGGGCAUCCGUCCUUUGUGGC
This is a messenger RNA of Trichoderma virens Gv29-8, 579 nucleotides long. RefSeq lists its product as uncharacterized. The transcript has a single exon. The annotation marks the transcript as partial. NCBI's taxonomy places the organism in Eukaryota, Fungi, Ascomycota, Sordariomycetes, Hypocreales, Hypocreaceae. The record is from RefSeq and is a predicted model, not a curated record.